Entelurus aequoreus (snake pipefish) is the source of this 1914-nucleotide messenger RNA. RefSeq names its product leucine rich repeat containing 47 (gene lrrc47). Gene Ontology annotation, molecular function: RNA binding; protein binding; phenylalanine-tRNA ligase activity. Gene Ontology annotation, biological process: phenylalanyl-tRNA aminoacylation. The coding region runs from base 41 to 1726 and encodes 561 amino acids. The record is from RefSeq and is a predicted model, not a curated record. Lineage: Eukaryota; Metazoa; Chordata; Actinopteri; Syngnathiformes; Syngnathidae. The transcript is spliced from 7 exons.
GAAGUUCUGGAAUCCACACCAGCUCGCGGUGGUCUGCAACAUGGAUGACAUGACAACAUGGCCAGAAGUGGAGAAAGCCGCUACAGAAAAGAGACGAGAGUUGGUUUUGCAGGGCGCAGCAGCCGACCAGAAGAUCUCCUCACAAGGGGGGCUCACGCCCGCCGUGUAUACCCUCACUCUGCUCAAUUAUCUGGAGGUUAGCCAGUGCCCGAGUUUGACGGAGCUCCACGACGACAUCCAGCGUCUGAGCAACCUUCAGAGUCUCAUCCUGUGCAGAAACAAACUGGCCUUCAUGCCGAAUGUCAUCAGUAGCCUUAAGUCCCUGAAAGUUCUGGACGUUUCGGUGAACAACCUCAAGGUUUUACCGGAAGGCAUCACUCAACUACGAGAGCUGACCACUUUGAAUGUGAGCUGCAACAACCUGGAGGCUCUCCCGGACGGGCUGAGCCACUGCGCCAAGCUCUCCACCGUCAACAUCUCCAAGAACCGCAUCGCCGGCUUCCCCGCGGAUCUCUACUCGGAACGCCUGGACCUGCUCAGCACCCUGGUCGCCUCGGAUAACGCCAUCGUGGAGCUCAGCAGAGACGUUCACAAGCUGUCUGCUCUUAAGGUGCUGGAUCUCUCCAACAACAAGCUGAGCGAGAUCCCGUCGAGUCUGAGCGACUGCUCCAAGCUGAAGGAGAUCAACUUCAAGGGCAACAAGCUCAACGACAAGCGCCUGGAGAAGAUGAUGAACGGCUGCCAGACCAAGUCCAUCCUGGACUACCUCCGAGGCAAAGGGAGGCAGGCCGAGGAGAGAGGCGACGAUGACGGGGGGCGCGGCGCCGACAAGAAGAAGAGGCAGCAGCAGCAAAAGAAGAAGAACAAGAAGAAGGAUGCGGAGGACGACGACGACGAGGUGGAAGAAGUGAACAAGAUGGUGGUGAAGGUUCUCCGUGUUUCCGACGCUCCUGCCGCUCUCACGGUCCGAGUGAACGCAGACGUGAAGGACGUGCGGCCUUACUUGGUGUGCUGUGUGGUCAGAGGCAUGAACCUCAAAUCUGGGAACGCUCUCAAGAGGUUCCUGAUUGCCCAGACAAAGCUCCAUGAGGACGUGUGUGGGAGGAGGACCAUCGCCACCAUUGCCACUCAUGAUGUGCAGCUUCUCAAAGGUCCUCUGGUGUAUGACGCCAUACCUCCCACACAGCUGAAGAUUGUGCCGCUGGGUCGGAAGGAGAUGACGGCCGUGGAGCUGAUAAGACAACUUCAGCAGGAGGCUGAUGAGCUGAGGAAGCAGAAGAAGAGGCAGAAUGUCACAGGCCUCCACAAAUAUCUCCAGCUCCUGCAAGGUAAAGCCGUGUAUCCCUGCCUGGUGGAUGCUGAGGGACACGUCAUCUCAUUCCCGCCCAUCACAAACAGUGAUAAAACUAAGAUCAAGAGGACAACCCAGGAGUUGUUCUUGGAGGUGACGAGUGCCAGCAGCCUGCAGAUCUGUAAAGAUGUCAUGGACACUCUGAUUGCGAAAAUGGCCGAGUUGAACAAGUUCACAGCCGAGCACCGGGAGGAGGCGGGGUCCGGCGGAGAGGGGGACGCCCCACCACCGGACCAGGCAGUCGGUACGGACGCCUCCAGUGAGCUGACCGUCCAGCAGGUUCGAACCGUCGACCAGGACGGGAACCUGAAGGUGGUCUACCCGUCUAAGACCGACCUCGCCCAAGACGUCUCUAACUUAACUGUCGUUUGGUAACUAAAGAUGAAGAUUGCAACAACAUAAUGCUUUUAUUAAAGGGAACAUAAAGUGCAUUUUUGUGAUAUUUCUUCACUUUUGUAGACAAAUACUUCCAUCCCUUCCAUCCAUUUUCUACCGGUUGUCCCUUAUGAAUAAUAUUAGCUAAUCAUUGAGUACGGUACAUCGUUUCCACUCUUCCCAAGCCU